AGAAUUCAAUCACUCUUUAAGAAUUCAAUCCAAUGGAAAAUAUUCUCUGACGACACCCUUUGUAUAUCUUUUCUCCAUGUUUUCAUAACCAAAAUACCUAUGAAACUAUUUGCUUCUCUGACAAUAAUUCUUAUUGUUCUUCAACUUUUACAAGAGAAAAAUCAUUGAACAAAACCUAUGCAGAAUCUUUCUAUCUUCCAAUACCAAACAAAGAAAUCGCCAUGGACAUCUUCUCUACAGAGAACUUAAGCUCCAGUCCAACUGCAGCUACUCCUCGAAUCUCGUUCUCACAUAAUAUCGAUAACUCCUUCAUUGAAAGCUACCCAUAUCAAUCCAACUCCAGUCCAGAUUUCGACUUUUGCUUUACCAGUGUUUCCAUCCAAAAUGAAGCUUCUUCUGCUGAUGAACUUUUUAGCAAUGGCUUAAUCCGUCGGUAUAACAGUGAAGAUAAUAUCUUGCUCGACAAGAAUUCUUCUGCUUUGAAACAUGUUACUUCCGCCACAACUAAUCAGUUAUGGAUGGACGAAAAGCCGAAAGAAGUUCUUUUUGUAGAAGGGUGUGAAGGAAACCACUCGAAAUCCUUUUGGAGGAUCAAGAGAAGUAGCAGUCUUCAUUGUGAGAGCACGAAACCGAAGAGUUCAUUUUGGUCAUCACUGCCACUUCUAUCUCGAAGUAACUCAACUGGAUCUAUGAUGAAAGUCGACCGUCAGAACAAGCAGAAUACCUCCCAAAAGCAAAGCAAUAAGAACUCGUCAAUGGCAGUUGUGAGUAAUAAUAAUGGUUAUUCGUCAAUGAAGCCGCCAUUGAAGAGGAACUAUGGACGAGGAUAUGACUAUGGGAUUCGAGUCAGUCCAGUGCUUAAUAUGCCACCUCCUUUCAUUUCCAAAAGUGUUGCGAAUCUCUUGGGAUUAGGUUCUUUGUUUCGUCAUGGCAGUGAUCACAAGACCAAGAAAUGAUUAUAAUGGUCACCAAUAGACAGGUACGACGACCAGGUUUUGUGAAGACGGACCAGUCCAAACUUGUCUUUUAUUUUGAUUAUUCAUUAUGUUGUUGUAUACUAUGAAAGAACACACUUGUAUUUAAUAUUAUACUAUUAAUGCAAUGGAUGAUGUUGUUGCUUGUUUACUA
This is a messenger RNA of Lactuca sativa (garden lettuce), 1128 nucleotides long. Lineage: Eukaryota; Viridiplantae; Streptophyta; Magnoliopsida; Asterales; Asteraceae. The record is from RefSeq and is a predicted model, not a curated record.